Messenger RNA from Caenorhabditis auriculariae, 13397 nucleotides. NCBI's taxonomy places the organism in Eukaryota, Metazoa, Nematoda, Chromadorea, Rhabditida, Rhabditidae. The record is from the annotation of a GenBank genome assembly.
AUGGUUGGUUUUUCCUGAAAUUGAUCAGUUUUAUUUAGGAAACUUUUUUUCUAAAAAAAUGAAAAACUGAGGUUUUAUUGAAAAAAAGGACUGAUUUUUUUGCCGACCUUGAAGCGUUAUUUUUUUAGUGAAAAAAAUUUUUUUUAUUUUCGAAUUGUAAAUAUUUUCAACAUUUUCACAAAAAUUUUUUUAGGAUUUAUAUGAAUUUUACUUUAAAAAAAUUAGAUUUUCAUUGUCUUUGAAGCGUUAUUUUUUUAGUAAAAAAAUUCUAAAUUUUGAUUUUUUUGGAAUUUUAAUUAUUUUUUUAAUUUUUUUCAGAAAACUUUUGAGAAUCUUAUUAAUUUUAGUUGAAAAAAAGUUUGAGAUUUUGCCCACCUUGAAGCGUUAUUUUUUUAGUGAAAAUUUAUUAUUUUAAAUUUUCUGAAUUUCCACAAUUUUUUUAACUUUUUUUCUAUGAAUUUCAGUUGGAAAAAAAGUAGAUUUUUGUCGCCUUUGAAGCGUUGUUUUUUUAAAAAUUUUAAGUGUUUUUUUAUGAGAAAAAUCUUAAAAUUUUUUUAGGAAAAAUUUGCAGAAAAAAAGUUGAUUUUUUUGCGCUUCAGAAGCGUUAUAAAACUUGAGAAUCUUGAGAAAAAAAUUUUUUUAUUUUUUUCAUUUUAUUAUUUUUUUAAAGUGAAGUUUUUUUAAACUAAAUAUUAAGAUUUCACUUGAUCCAGCUGAAAAGAAGCGGUUUUUGGCGCUUUGGAAGCGUUUUUCUCAAAAAAACGGAAUUUUUUUGCUGAAGAUUUGAAAAAAAUUUUUCCCUUUUUAAAAAAAUAAUAAACUGAAAUUUUUUUGAAAAAUUGGUUGGUACGUUCCUUAAAUCACCCUAACUGCACUAAAAAAACUCGUUGAAUUUUUCAGUUUUUUUCGUUGAAUUUUAAGUUUAUUCGAAAUAGCUUCAAAAACUCAAUUAAGAUAAUGCCUUUGGGCAAUUUAAAAAAAGCCAUAAAAUUUAAAAAUAAGCUAUCGGAUUCAAUACCGUGUUCAAAUUAAUUUCCGUGAAAAUCAAAAGUAUCUCUGACUCUCCAAAUUUUAGUUAUCUUUUCACACUCUCUGAUGUCGUGAAAACACGGCAUAACACACGUUUCAGCGAGUUUUUAAAUUCCCAAAGUUAUCUUUUGUGAUGAUAGUCGGCUAUUUUGACAGAUUUCUAAAUUCGCCUCGGAUUUGCCGAUUCAUUUGGCGUCGAGAUGGGAGAUUCUGGCGGCUCUUCUCGGCUUGAAACAAAUUUCCGAUCCGUCUUUGUUUGUCAGUUUUUUUUGUUCUUCGUAUAAUUUAUAAUAGAUUUUCUAGUCGUAAAAAUAUCUAGAAUUUUCAGGGUUUUAAUAGCAUUGUUCUCAUUGAAUUACUUUCAUAAUAUUUAUUUUUUUUAAGAAAUUCUCCGGAAGGUUUGAGAAAGUUGAUGGAAGGGAGCUUAUCCUUGAUGGAUUUUAGGAAGUUUUUUCAAAAAUAUUUAGAAAUUUUCAACCUCAAAACGGUUUUAUGAACGUUUAAGACAGUGGUAACAUUGUCUGGCAGCUCUUUUUUGUUUAAUAGUCAUUUAGGGAUCACUUAAGUGUUCCCUUAAAGUCAGUGAAGCUUCCAGAAAGCUUAAUAGUAAUUAUUUUUCCAAGAAGCCUUUUUGACAAAAUAUUUUUCAGGGGUCCAAAUAGGUCUUUUACACUUCACAUGUAUUUAUAACGCUUUUCGGACAUUUAUAAUAAUUUUAGAACACUUUAGUGAUCGCUUAAGUGUUUUCAUGCUUCUUAAGUGUUCCCUUGAAGUUAGUGACACAUCCAGAAAGCUUAAAAGUAACUAAUUUUUCCAAGAAGCCCUUUUGAAAAAACUUUUUGAGAUCUCUAGAAAGUUUUGAUUUUUACAGACAUUGGUAACACUUCCAGGAAGUGUACCGUCGUUUUUAAAGCGUUAGUAAUCUCUUUAGUGCCUUUUGCGCCCUUUAAGUGGUCCCUUGAAGUUAUUGACACUUCCAAAAAGCUUAAAAGUGACUAAUUUUUCCAAGAAGCCUUUUUGAAAAGAUAUUUUUGAGGUCUUAAGAAAGGUUUUGAAUUUUUAUAGACAUGGUAACACUUCCAGGAAGCAUUAGAUCGUUUUUAAAACCCUUUAGGGAUCCCUUCAGUGACUUUUAAGCUUCUUGAAUGCUCCCUUGAAGUCAGUGAAGCUUCAUGGAAGCAUUAGAUCGUUUUUAAAGCGUUAGUGAUCCCUUUAGUGCUUUUUGCCCCCUUAAGUGCUCCCUUGAAGUUUUUAACACUUGCAGAAAGCUUCUCUUUUUGAUGAAAUUCCCUAUUUCGUUUUAAAAUUUUGAGGAAAUUCUUCUGAACGAAUUGAAAGCCUGUUCGUCGGACCAAAGUUGCUCCGUCAACUGUUCGACUUUCGUCAUCGCCCUGGCCUCCCUGGAAAAUUCCUCAAUUUGUGCAAAAGUCAUCUACUCUUGCUUGUGUUCCGCUGAGAGGUGAGGCUUUUAUUUUAGAGAAUAAUGAGAAUUUUUUCGAAAAGAAGAAAUGUUUGGUCUUUCAAAAAAAAAAAUUAGGACCGAUUGCGUGUUUUUUCAGACUUUGAUACACGUUCAGAAUUCAGAAAGCUUUUUUGGACAGUUUUUCCAAGAAUUUUUCCACGAGAUUCAUAACUUAUUAAAUGAUUUCUUAAGCUAUCAAAAAAUGGUCCUGACACGAUUUAAAAAAAAAUAGAUAGCUUUUCAAAUUAAGAAAAUCAUAGUUGGUCUCCAAUUUGAGAAAAAAAAAAUUAGGGCCAACCACGUGUUUUUUCAGACUUCGAUACACAUCCAGAAUGUUCAAAAAGUUUUUUUUGGUUAUUUUUUUUUCUAAGAACUUUUUUCGUGAUCCAUAGGUGGUUCAGAGCUGGCUUGAGCCAUCGAAAAAGGGUCCUGACACGAUUUUUAAAAAAAGAGACAGUGCCUGGUUUGUGGAGAGCGCAGACAGAAAAAAUAACUUGUGUAAUUUUUGAAAUCAAUGAGGAACUUUUCAUAUCAAGAAAAACAUGGUUGGUUUCCAAUUUCAGAAAAAAAAAACUCAGGGUCAAUUGCGUGUUUUUUCAGACUUCGAUACACGUUCAGAAUAUAUAAAAAGCUUUUUUUGGAUAAUUUUUCUAAGAAUUUUUUCUCGUGAUUCAUAGGCGGUUCAGGGCUGACUUGAGCCAUCAAAAAAAGGUCCUGACACGAUUUAAAAAAUAGCCCCCCCCCUUCCCCUUUCGAGCCAACCGGGAAUCGACUAUAUUUGAAUUGAAAAAUGCGCUUUUUUGAAAAUUUUUUUUAAUUUCCAGCGCGACGCGGAACAAUGUUUCUCGCGCCUGGAUCGGGCGGAUGAUUUCGAUUCCCAGCUGCAAAGAAGCCAUAGAAAAACUCAUCGAAAUGGCUCGAAACGACUUUUUGGCGCCCCUCCAACCGUACUGGCCUCUGAGCUUCCGACAGCUUCAAGUUUGAUUUUUUUGUGCAAAAAAUUUCAAUUCCUGCAAAUCAAAAGUUGUAAGAAUGAGAAAUAAAUCUUCAACUACAGAUUGUGAGAAAUUUUGAAAAGUUAAUGAAUUUUCUUACUGUGCUCUUUGCUUAGCAGAAAAAAUUUUCUCACAGUUGAAAUUUUUCGUAAAUUUGCCUGAUCGUAUUGAUUGAAUUCUGACGCUUCAAAAUGUACAAAAAAGGCGUUUUUCAAGCUUUUAUACUCACGUAAACUAUUGGGAGAAUUUAUUUUUUUGGAAUUGAAUUAAACCUCCGCCAAGUUGCUGAGUAAAUCUUCUAGUGGUCACUUAAGAGGAUUCUCAAAAACUUCUUGGAGAGGACACUAAAGUGGCCACUAAAAUAACCUCCAUAGUGGUCACUUUUUUCCGUUUAAGUGGCCACUUUAUAGGUUCUGUAUUUAGUGGCCACUUCAGUAGUUUUUAGUGAUUUAGUAGUAUUACUUUAACUCCUAAAGAGGCCACUAAAUUUCAGCCACCUUAGUGGCCACUAAUUCACUAUAACGUCAAUACCCUAGAGUGGCCACUAAAAACUUUCCCGGUUCAUCAAAUAGUUAAACCAGGGGUUAAAAACCAUUUUUUUUUCUGUAUUUUCAAAGAAUUUCCAACUUUUCCAGGACCUCACCUGCGUCGACUUGGAAUGGAAGGAGAAGUUCGAAGAGGACCCUUCGACGGGACAAGAUUUGGCUCUUCUCACUUAUUUGACCAUCUUCGAAGCCUUAUCGAGUGGCGGCUCGCAAAUUCGGAUCCCGUUGGAAGAAAAUGAUCGAGUUGGAUUUUUUUUUUUUGAAUUUAAUGGGAUUUCGUUUGAAUGUAAUGAUGAGGACGUUGGAGGAGCUGAAAAAUUUCUCAAGAAAUGUAAUAAUUUUUUUAAUUUUCAUAAGUUUAAACGAGCUUGAGAGACCAGAAAAAAAUGAAAUUUUAAGCUUUCAAUGAUCCAAAAAAAUGGCUUAGAAAGUAAGAAAGCGUGAUUUUGAGGCCAUUUUUAAAAAUUUUAAAAAGCUUAAAUAGGUUUUUAAAAAAAUAUUUGUAUGGUUUCGAGCUAAAACAUCGAAAAAUGUUCGAGGAGCUCAAUUUUUGAAGAAAAACAGGAAAAAAAUAAACGCUUUCGGGGGUUCAAUGUUCGAAAAAUUCGACAAAAAUUGGUUUUUUUAGAAGAAAAAUUUAAUAGUACUUUCAGACGAUAUUUGAACUUUAAAGCUAAAAAAAUAGUUUUUUAUUAAUAUUUGUAUGGUAUCGAGCAAAACAACGACGAAAAUUUUUUGAAAAUAAUUUUUGAUUUGAUGAGGCCCUGCGCCUUUAAAAACAGUAUGAAGAGCUAUAAAGAAGGUUUUUUGUACUUUGGUCGCACUGGGAAUGGCUAGAGGCUUCAAGGUUGAAGCUCAAAAUUCAAACCCUGACUGGGAAAAUUUUUAGUGGCCACUAUAGGGCUCGCCAAGGACUAUUUGGAGAGGACACUAAAGUGGCCACUAAACCCACCUCCACAGUGGCCACUAUUUUCCGUUUUAGUGGCCACUUCAGUAGUUUUUCAUCCAGUAUUCCUUCCAGUAAUUAUGAUAAUUUUAAAACAAACAUAUUGAGCCAGUUACGUUGAUCCGUUGACCCCUAAAGUGGCCACUAAGUGGUCUAGUAGCCGCACUUGGACCUCUAUAGUGGCCACUGAUUUUUAACCCCUUAAGUGGCCACUAAAUUGAGUACUAUAAAGGCCACUAAAACGUCAAAACCCUAUAAUGGUCACUAAAAAUUCUCCCAGAAACGUGAAGCUUUUACGACAAGCGAGAGUCGGUUUAAGGUCGGGCGCACUUUUCAAUUUUUUUUUAAAGCCGCCACGCAUUCAGCCAUUCUACAUGCGACCAAAUUUAAAAAAUAUUUGGACAAUUUUUGAACUUUCAAGUCUUGAAAAACGUUUCUAUCAUUUUAUUUUUAUGAUUUUGAGGCAAACGUAUUCCCAAAAUGAGAUCAAAAGUCUUUUUUUCUCAUGCCCUGCGCCUUUAAAAAAACAUUAGAAAAAAACUAGAAAUAGGUAAUAUUCGAAUUUUGGUCGCAUUGGGAAUGGUUGAAGGUGUAGUGAAAUCUUACACUCAAAGCUUUGCCACCUCGCGAAAGCCGUUUUGAAGUCGGCAGCAUUUCUUGAAGCCGCUUUGUGGCCGUGCCAUUAAACUUGAAAAAAAAACAAAUUUGUUACUUUUUCAUACCCAUUUUGGUCGCAUUAGGAAGGGCCUUGAAAUUAAAAUAUUGGUUCUUGCACUUUUGCAGCUCCGCGAAAGUCGUUUUGAAGUCGGGCGCACUUUGUGAUAAUUUUUGAAACGCGUUAAGUCAUUCCCCCUGCGGCCAACUUAAAAAAAAAAGAAACUAUAUUUUUUAGAUGAUCCGCAUCGCAUUGGACUACCAUGACGAGGAAAUUCGUGAAAAAGCUGUCAAUUUAUGCAAGAAAUAUCGCAUUUUUUCUUCUUCUAUUGGUUUUUUUUCCUUUUUCAACAUUAUUUUUGUCAUUUUUCAGAGCAAAAUGCUGGGGAAAUAGGCGAAAAAAACCGGCUGAAUCUGAUGAAAAAAAUGGAAACAGAGACGGUGGAUGACAAUGUGAGAGUUUUAUAUUUAAAAAAAGAGGGGGAAAUUCAGAAAAAUAACCUUUUUGAAGUUUUUUUCAAGAUUUUUUUCGGUUGCCACUCGAUUUCUAGUUUUCUCAAUGUAUCGGCAUUAGAAUGGGGAUUUUUUUCUGAAUUGCUGGAUGUUGAGAUUUUUUCUUUUUGACAGGAAAAAAAUUAAUUUUUUUCGAAUUUCCCUAAAUUUUUUUCCCUUUCAUGUGCAUUUUUUUAAAGGAAUCAAAUAUGAAUCAUCGAUUUUUUUCUCAUUUUAUCGUGGGGAAAAUGAUCAUUUUUUUCGAUCAAACCUAAAAAAAUUCCAUGUUUUUUUCAAGAAUUGAAUCAAUUUCAGUUAGGAAAAAUCGUUGAAAAAAAUUUUUUUUUCGAAAAAAAUUUGACUCAUUUUUUUAAAUAAUUUUUCCUGUUUCAGAUGUCCCGAUUUUUACCCGGUUUCUGAGGAAAGUUCCGAUUUUGGACAGGAUCUGAAGCUUGAAACGCUACUGGACGCUCGGAAAUCGGUCGAUAAUCUCUUAUCGAUCCAAUGUGAUUAUCGAUUUUUUAUUGAUUAUAUUGAUUUUUUCAAGCUUCAUCCAUUUAUCCAUCUGUCGCUGAGGUCAUGGAAACCCUGAAGAAGAAAAAUAUCGACGAAAGGGCGAUGGUUCUGAAAAUGACGGUGAGCUGGGGAAGUUUGUAGUGACCACUUUAAAGUUUUGACUUUUCAGAGGUCACUUAAGGGGCCUUUCCAGAAGUCUAUAUGGUACUGGUAAACCACUAAAAAUUAUUAUAGUGGUCAUUAAAACACAAAAUAAUGGAUCCUAUAGGGGUUAUUCUAGUGGCCACUUUAGUUUCAUUUCCAAGUAGUUCUUGAGAAACCUCUCAAGUGGCCAUUCAAGUUUUUCCCAGAGAUUCAGAAAAAUAUGGAGAUUUUAAAGGCGCAUUACCUGAUUUAAAAGACAGGUCUCGAAACGAAAGUGUUAUUUUUGACCAUAGUACCUUUAAAUAUCUGAAUAACGAUUUUUGAAAGCGUUUUAUAAUAAAAUCUGCCUUGAAUAAGACAGUGAAAAGCUCAAAAAACCCCUACUUUAAAGGCGCAUUGCCCCAUUUUGACAAAAAAUUCUUGAAACGGAGAGCCGUUUUUUGCAUUAUUUUUGGUUAUAUGAGCCUUCUGUAUUUUUAAAUACCUGAGUUACGUUUUUUAAAGGAAAUUCUGCCUAAAAAUUGACGGUGAGAUUCAAGUCCGGCACUUUAAAGGCGCAUGUGCUGAUUUUGACAAAAAGGUCUCGAAACGGUGAGCCUUUUUUUGCUUUAUUUGGAGUUAUAUGAGCUUUUUGUACCUUUGAAUACCUGAAUUACGUUUUUUGAAGGGAAUUCUGCCUUAAAAAUGACGGUGACAUGCUCAAAAGGCCGUUAUUUUAAAGGCGCAUAAGCUGAUUUUGACAAAAAGGUCUCGAAACGGUGAGCCUUUUUUUGCGUUAUUUGGAGUUAUAUGAGCUUUUUGUACCUUUGAAUACCUGAAUUACGUUUUUUGAAGGGAAUUCUGCCUUAAAAAUGACGGUGACAUGCUCAAAAGGCCGUUAUUUUAAAGGCGCAUAAGCUGAUUUUGACAAAAAGGUCUCGAAACGGUGAGCCUUUUUUUGCGUUAUUUGGAGUUAUAUGAGCUUUUUGUACCUUUGAAUACCUGAAUUACGUUUUUUGAAGGGAAUUCUGCCUUAAAAAUGACGGUGACAUGCUCAAAAGGCCGUUAUUUUGAAGGCGCAUAAGCUGAUUUUGACAAAAAGGUCUCGAAACGGAAAGCCGUUUUUUGCGUUAUUUUGGGUCAUAUGAGCUUUUUGUACCUGGAAACUCAUAAAUUACAAUUUUUAAAACAAAAUCUACCUUGAAAAUGGCGGUCAGUUUCUUAAAAAGUUCGUUAUUUUAAAGGCGCAUAAGCUGAUUUUAAAAAAAGUUACGAAACGAAAAGUAGUUUUUGUGUAUUUAUCGGUCGCAUGAGCCUUAUUUUUGAAAAUGUGAAAAUCAUGGUAUAUUUUUCAGAAGAUUAUCGAUUUUAUUCGUGAAAGGGUUGCGAAUAAUUGUGAUAAUGUCAUCGAUCACGCUGAACUUUUGCUAGAGAUCAUGUCCCGCUGCCCUCUUCGAGUUUGCAUUUGGCAUUUGUCCAAAAAAUCGAUUUAUCGGAUUCCAGGCUGUCGUGGAUUACUCUGGAGUCGUGGUUAAGGAACUCGGAUCCGGCUCGGAAGUUUUCAAAGAGACCAUCUUUCACUCGGUAAUUUUCGGAAAAGGUUGAAAAAAAGCCGCUAAAUGUGCGUUUCAAGGAUAUUUCAAAGGCGCGAAAAGUAAGAUUUGAUUAAUUCUGUAGACAAAUUUUGCACGGAAAAAUAUGGAUUUCAUGAAUAUUUUGUCAAUUUCGUUCAACUUGCGGGAAAGUUCUUGACAUUUUUUCUCGUUUUUCUUCUAAAAACUUGAAUUUUUCAUCGAUUGAUUUGAAUUUCUGCUUCUGGGAAAAUUGUUAGUGGCCACUAUAGAGGCUCGCCAAGGAUUACUUGAAGAGGACACUAAAGUGGCCACUAAACCAACCUCUAUAGUGGCCACUAUUUUCCGUUUUAGUGGCCACUUCAGUAGUUUUUCAUCCAGUAUUCCUUCCAGUAACUCUGAUAAUAUAAAAAAACAGAUUGGACCAGUUAUGUUGAUCCGUUGGCCCCUAAAGUGGCCACUAAGUGGUCUAGUAGUAGCACUUAGAACUCUAUAGUGGCCACUAAUUUUUAACCUCUAUAGUGGCCACUAAUUUGACUACUAUAGUGGCCAAUAAACUGUCAAAAUCCUAUAGUGGCCACGAAAAGUUUUCCCAGAACCAUACAGCAUUACGGUAUUUGGUUAAACGCGCUCUAUUGAUAAAAGAGAACACUCGGAAAGUAAUAAGAAAAGUCUGGAGGUCAAUUGUAGGGCCCACUUUAGGGGCUGAAUUAAAAGGGGCCCCUAUAGGGGGUGGGAUCAAAUUUUCACUGGAAUUUGCUGGUGGUAUGAAAAAAACACCAGCGAAAAUUCAAACGGCGACUUUUCCGAUUUUUUCAUAUCGCUAGGGAACUUUCCGACGGCCACUUUUCCGACGGAUCCCUUUCCGACUUUUUCCCCUUAUGUUUUUCGGUUUUUAAAACAUCUAUAGAAAUUUUUUUUCCCUAUCUCUUUGUGUUUUAAUCAUGAACCAACUACUUACUUUAUAUAGGAAGUUUUUAAAAACGAAGAUUUUAUCGAGAAAAAAAGUCGGAAAAAAAUUUCGUCGGAAAGGUGGCCGUCGGAAAGUUCCCUAGCGAUAUGAAAAAAUCGGAAAAUUCGCCGUUUUAAUUUUCGCUGAUGUUUUUUUCAUACCACCUUUUUGCUUCCCCAUAGUCUUCCCUUGCUCUUUCAAACAACGCCCCUUAAUGAAUUAAAAAAAAAUGUCCCGGGUGCGGGGGUUUUCGCGAUUUUUCAAUUUUUAGCGCUUCUAAAAUUAAUUUUUUUCUGCCCAGGCUCGGGACCUUCUCAAUAAGAAGGAGACGAAUGCAAGGUCCUUGGUUUUCGAAUUAUGUUUCAUCGGGACAGCGGCCAAUAAUCCCAAAUGGAGCGCAAGUUUGUGGGCUUCCGUCAAGAAAGUGGUGAUUUUUCCUUUUAUCUUAAAAUUUGAUUUGUUACUCAGGAAGUCCAGAGUGGCCCCUUUAGGGGCUUUUGAAGAUUCCCUCUAGGGACCACUUUACCAACCCCUAUAGGGGCAACUAAAGCUUUCUAAAGUGGCCCCUAUAGGGAAAAUAAUAGACGAUUAGUACUAGAAUCUUCUAGAAAAGAAAAAAUUCUGGAAAAAACUCUAGUCACUUAAGAGGUCCCUUAAGAGCUGCGUGGAGAGGUCACUUAAGUGGCCACUUAAACGAUCUCCAUAGAAGCCAUUAUUUCCCGUUUUAGUGGCCACUAUAGUGUUCCAUUAGAACCACAGGAACUUCUGAAGAGGCCAAUGAAUUUUAGCUGCUUAAGUGGCCACUUGUUCGACCACUAUAGUGACCCCUAAAACGUCCGUUUGUCACAGUUCCAUGCAAAAAACUCUAUAGGGACCACUUGAGAUUUAGAGAAUAAGGGGUCAGACGCUAAACCACUAGAGGGAUCACUUAGAUUUUUCCAGUAAAUAUGGAUUUUUCCCCUAACCCCUAUAGGGACCACUCUGGUGCUCUUAAGGAUCAAAGUGAUUAUCCGAAAUUCAAAAUAGCUGUCAGAGAAAAAAAAAAGAUAACUGAAUUUUGGAGAGUCAGAGAUAAUUUUGAAUUUCGCGGUAAUUACUUAUUUGUGUCGACGACUAUGUCACUGGAAAAAUUUUAGAAAAGAAGAAAUUUUCAGAGUGACGUGAAACGGCAAACAAUGUUUGAAAUGUUCUCAAAAGUCGUCGCUCAUUCUUCCAUUGUUCUGGGUGAGUUACAGGAGUGACUUUUCGGGAUUUUUAAAGGCGCAGAGCCGAAUAAGGAUGAAUUUGAAGGCCUUGACAUGUUCCUUUAAAUUGUUCUGCUUAGGAGAGGGACCACUUGAGAAUUUUUUGGGGAGAUUUACUAAAGAAACUAGAAAGAUUCCCCUUUAUCGAAAAAAAAUCGAUUUUUGACGAAUUUUGUCUUUUUUCUCUGAGUAAUGAGCACAUACGAGUGAUCACAUAAAGAUAAUUAGUAAGGAAUUUUUUUGGAAAAAUCAGAAUUUUUAGCGAAAAAAAUUUUUUUACGAAAAAAACCGAUUUUCAUGAUUUCUUUUUGCCAAUUUUAAAUUUUUUUAAAAAUGCUUCUAACCACUGGAAAUAUCUCUAAAUCUUUCAAAAAAAUUCACUCAAGCGGUCACUGAAGCUUUUUCUGAGUAUCAUGGAAAAUAUUCAAAGGGAAAUAACGCUAGAAAGAUCUCGGAAGUGUUAAAAACUUCACUUAAGUGGUCACUCCAGUUUUUCUAAAUACUGUGGAAAGAUUUUCAAAUGGAAAUUAAUCCCAAAAGAUCUCUAAAUUCCUCAAAAACUCACUGAAGUGGCCACUGAAGGUUUUCUGAGUUCCUAGAGAAUAUUUAAAUGAAAAUUAGGCUAGAAAGAUCUCUGAAGCUUUCAAAAAUUCCCUUGAGUGGUCACUUUAAAUUUUUUGAGUACUCUGUAAAAUAUUUGAAUCAUUUUUUCGAAUUUCUCCGAGUACGAUGGGAAAUUUUCUAAAUGAAAGUUGUUCUCUGAAGAUAUCUAGAAGGUGAAAAUUUCACUCAAGUGGGCACUUGACUUUUUCUGAGUACUGUGGAAAGUUUUUCAAAUGAAAAUUAAUCUCAAAAGAUCUCUAAAUUCCUCAAUAACUCACUAAAGUGGUCACUGAAGUUUUUGUGAGUACCAUGGAGAAUAUUUAAAUGGAAAUAACGUUAGAAAGGUCUCUGAAGCUUCCAAAAAUCCACUCAAGUGGCCAUUCCAGUUUUUCUGAGUACUGUGGAAAAUUUUUUGGAUGGAAAAUGCGCAGGAAUGGUCUUGGAAAUGUUCAAAAAGUCGCUUAAGUGGUCACUCGCAUUUUUCUAAGUACCUUGGAGAGUAUUUAAAUGGAAAUCACGCUAGAAAGGUCUCUAAAUAGUUCAAAAAAUCACUUGAGUGAUCCUUGGAGGGUAUUUAAAUGGAAAUUGCGCUGAAAAGGUCUUUGAAGCGUUCAAAAAUUCACUCAAGUGGUUACUUGAAUUUUUACUGAGCACCUUGGAGAAUAUUUAAAUGGGAAUUGCCCUUGAAAAGUCUCUAAAGCUUUCAAAAUUUCACUCAAGUGGUCACCCGAUUUUUUAUGAGCACUAUAGAAAAUAUUUGAAUUUUUUUUUUUCAGAAACGGAAGACCUAUGCGAUAUUCUAUUCACAUCACUUGGCCUCGACCAAAAUAUCGAUUAUGUCUGCCCCAAAUUGAAUGGUUUUACCCAAAAUUUCGACAUUUUCCCUGAUUUUUCUCAUUUUUUCCAGUUUCGGCUCUGUCGAAAAUGAUCGAAUUGAGCAAAGAAUCGGACCGCGUGUGUCUCUUUUCCUUCAGAGAAAAAAAGCUUGACAUUUUCCAGCUGGUACCUUGAAAAAAUCAAUAAUCAAUUUAUCGAUUUUGUUCAGUUGGAAGAUUUGGUGAAUAAACUUUCCGAACAGACGGAGCCAAGCGAGAAAGUCGUCCACUUGGCGAUGGUUCUUUUUUCCAAAUUUCAAAUUGCCGCCAACGAUUUUUAUACUUCUGAGCAAUUGCGGUGGGUUUUACUUUGCAUUGUGAAAAAAAUUAGAAUCUUGAAAAAAAUUUCAAAAAUUUUAAAUAUGACUCCAAAAAAAGUUUUUUUCCUGAGAAAAAAGGUCGAAUUUUUUUCGAAUUUUUUUAUCGAAUAUCAGUCAGUUUUUUUUUAAAUACUCUUUUGAGAUCAUAAAAUGCUUUUUCGUAAUCGAUUUUUUUAUACUUCUGAGCAGUCGCGGUGAAUUUUUCUUAGCAUAGAAAAAAAUAAAAAAAUCUCUAGAAAAAUAUUCAAAAUUUGAAAAAAAUAAUUCCAAAAAAAGUCUUUUUUUCAAAGAAAAAGGGCAAGUUUUUUUAACAUUUUUUAUCGAAUUUCAAUCUUUUUUUCUUUAAAUACUUUUUUUGAGAUCAUAAAAUGCUUGUCGUAAUCGAUGUUUAUAGUUCUGAUCAAGCGCGGUGGGUUUUUCUUUGCAUUGGGGAAAAAAAUUAAAAUUUCUAAAAAAAUUUCGAAAUUUGAAAAAAAUCAUGUUAAAAUGUCUCUUUUUUUCCCAAGAAAAAAACCUUUCAGGUGAAUUUAUAGAUAAAACCUCUUUUUAAGACAUAAAAAUGGUGCAAUAAGUUGAUUUUUUCCCCUCUUUCUUGACCCCCUUUCAUGGAAGUUUUUUUCUGAGAUUUCAAAAAAAGUUUCCUAUUUGCAAAAAAACUCAAAUUUUUUUAAAAAAAUUACAUGGACCUUAUUCUGAAAUUUUUUUCAAUCUUUCAAGAGAACCUUUUAGCGGAAAAGGCAAUGAAAAUGCGCUGUGAAGGAUUUUUUUUCCGUCAGAAAAUUAUUUUGGUCCUUCCAAGCCUUAUUUAAAAUGAAUUAUGGAAGGUUGAAAAAUGGUCAUUUUUGAUUGAAAGGUUAUUUUCGAGCUCUCAUCCUUGGAAUUUUCUCAAAAAUGAUCAAUUUCAUAAUCUUUCCAGGAUCAUCGAGAAGGUCAAAGAAUAUCUCUUGAAAACUGUCGAAAAGUGGAAUUGGCACAAGUUCAUUCUAAGUGCGGCUGUCGACGCGAUUUGCGGAUUUUCCCUCUGGCCCGACCUCCGCUGGUUUCUCGUUCCUGAGGUGAGAAUUGGAUAG